UACUUUGAGCGGAGACACAUAAAGGCACAUGAACAGCUGGAUAUAACUCUGUGAGGAAGAUUUUACAGUAGAUCACCGUCUAUAGUUGAUAAUAAAUAUUCAGAUUUAAUCCAACACAUCAAGAUGAAGACAUUGCUUUUGUUCUUACUGAGUGUGGCAGUAACUCUGGCGAUGCCUCUGCUUGCUCCUGGUGUGGCACAAGACCCUGAUUUAUCUACAGAAGAGCAGCCCCCCCUGGUGGCAGACUGGGAGCCUGUGCAGGGUCAUGUGGAGGUUCCCGAACCACUGGCCAGACUGGGCUCCCCAAAAUCAUCUGCAGCUCAGGAGGACAUGGAGCAGAUCCAGAAAGAGAAUCUAGAGGAAGUAGAGGUUCAAGUGGAGCCACACGAUAAGGUGGAGCAAGAAAGUGUAGAGGCUAAAGUAAGGCCGGAGGUUAAAGUGGAUCAAAUGUUUGUAGCAGAGCCAGAAGUUAAAGAAGAACAAAAGGUUAAGGUGAAGCCAGAAGUUGAAGAACAAGAGGUAAAGGUGGAGCCAGAAGUUAAAGAGGAACAAAAGGUUAAGGUGAAGCCAGAAGUUGAAGAACAAGAGGUUAAGGCAGUGCCAGAAGUUAAAGAGGAACAAAACGUUAAGGUGGAGCAAGAAGUUAAAGAGGAACAAGAUGUGAAGGUGGAGCAGGAGGUUAAAGCAGAGCCAGAUGGUGAGCCAGAGCCACAAGUUAAGAUAGAUCAAGAGCCGAUGCGAGCUGACUCCGACUUUAAGGAGGAGUCAGAGGUUAAGGUAGAACCAGAUUUUCAACCAGAGCCAGAACUCAGAGAGAACCCGAUGUUUGAUGAGGAGUUUCACGUGCAGAUGAACCUGGAGGCGGAGGCUGAACCGGGUCAGGAGGUUGAAGAGAGGCACAUGGACAUGGAGAGAAAUUAUGAAAUCAUAGAUGAGCCAGUCAUGGAGUCUGAGCCACGGGACGACGUGAGCAUGUUCAGAGAGGAAUUGAGCGACACAGAGCUGAACGAGAUGGAGAAGUCUAUGAGGGCAGCUUUUCAGAGCCAAUAUUCCGCAGUUGAACCUCUAUCAGAAGAGGAGCUGCUCGUGAAGAAGCAUGUUAAGGUGGAGCAAGAAGUUAAAGAGCAGCAAGCUAUGAAAGCGGAGCAGGAGGUUAAAGCAGAGCCAGAGGAUGACCCAGAGCCACAAGUUAAGGUAGAUCAAGAGCCGAUGCGAGCUGACUCCGACUUUAAGGUUGAACCAGAUGUUCAACUAGAGCCAGAACUCAGAGAAAACCCGAUGUUUGAUGAGGAGUUUCACGUGCAGAUGAACCUGGAGGCGGAGGCUGAACCGGGUCAGGAGGUUGAAGAGAGGCAUAUGGAGAUGGAGAGAAAUUAUGAAAUCAUAGAUGAGCCAGUCAUGGAGUCUGAGCCACGGGACGACGUGAGCAUGUUCAGAGAGGAAUUGAGCGACACAGAGCUGAACGAGAUGGAGAAGUCUAUGAGGGCAGCUUUUCAGAGCCAAUAUUCUGCAGUUGAACCUCUAUCAGAAGAGGAGCUGCUCGUGAAGAAGCAUGUUAAGGUGGAGCAAGAAGUUAAAGAGCAGCAAGAUAUGAAAGCGGAGCAGGAGGUUAAAGCAGAGCCAGAGGAUGAGCCAGAGCCACAAGUUAAGGUAGAUCAAGAGCCGAUGCGAGCUGACUCCGACUUUAAGGUCGAACCAGAUGUUCAACUAGAGCCAGAACUCAGAGAGAACCCGAUGUUUGAUGAGGAGUUUCACAUGCAGAUGAACCUGGAGGUGGAGGCUGAACCGGGUCAGGAGGUUGAAGAGAGGCACAUGGACAUGGAGAGAAAUUAUGAAAUCAUAUAUGAGCCAGUCAUGGAGUCUGAGCCUAAGGAAGACGUGAGCAUGUUCAGAGAGGAAUUGAGCGACGCAGAGCUGAACGAGAUGGAGAAGUCUAUGAGGUCAGCUUUUCAGAGCCAAAAUUCCGCAGUUGAACCUCUAUCAGAAGAGGAGCUGCUCAUGAAGAAGCAUGAAGAACUAAACAUGGAGCUGGAGCCUGAGAUGAGGAAUGAACCUUUUGAUUAUCAAGAGGCCGUCGUUGAACCUCUGUCAGAAAAGGAGGGGCUUGUGACGAGGGAUGAGGAACCAGUCAUGGAGCUGGAGCCUGAGAUGAGGAAUGAACCGUUUCAAAGUCAAGAGGCCGUCCCAGAUGCGAUCGUGGACGAGGGGCAGGCAUAGGACUUUAUGUGAGAGUAGAUUUCAUCUUUAGGGAACUAAUUCUCAAAUGAGGAGGCGAGAAUGAAGAUGGAUUCUCUCACAGCAGAUGGAGCUUGUCAGUGAGGUGAUUCUCUCUGAGGAGGCAGCGGUGCAAGACUGGCCUGUUGUUGAUGGAGGUGCUCAAGAGACAAUGUGAUCAGCAAAAAAACUCCUUACAAAAAUUAUAUGCUCAAAUGUAUAUUUGAAAAAUACUUUAGUGUAUGAAAUACUUAUACAAAAUACAUAAAAAUACUGAUGAAAAUAGAACCUCCUUGGCGCAAUCAAUAAAAACGAAUACCUUGUACAGAU
Molecule: messenger RNA, 2544 nt
Organism: Platichthys flesus (European flounder)
Lineage: Eukaryota; Metazoa; Chordata; Actinopteri; Pleuronectiformes; Pleuronectidae
Product: probable inactive protein kinase DDB_G0270444
Exons: 2
Coding region: 124-2217 (697 amino acids)
Source: RefSeq, a predicted model, not a curated record